GUGGUGAGUACUGGCACCAGAUGCUGUAAAUCAUGGAUGACAUCUUCCACUGGUGCCGUGAAGGCAACACUAACACUGUACAGGUGCGAUUAUGGCUCGAUGACACUGAACAUGACAUGAAUCAAGGAGAUAACCAUGGCUUCUCAUUGUUACACUGGGCUUGCAAGGAGGGACAUUUUGGUAUUGUGGAGAUGCUGAUUACUAGGGGUGCACGCAUCAAUGCCACAAAUCUAGGAGAUGACAUCCCUCUCCAUUUGGCCGCAGCUCAUGGUCACCGAGAUAUUGUUGGCUAUCUCCUUCGGUACAAAGCAGAUGUCAACUUCAUUAAUGAACAUGGUAACACGCCUCUCCACUAUGCAUGUUUCUGGGGCUUUGAAUUGAUUGCAGAGGACCUAGUGCAAGCUGGAGCGCCUGUUUCCAUUGCUAACAAAUAUGGGGAAGUUACCUUUGACAAGUGCCGUAGAGUUCUGGCUAAGCAGCUCCACACAAUGGCUGUAGACAGUGGUCAGAAUCUGGAAAAAGUGCCAUUCAAGGAUCAAAGUUGGCUUGCCCUUAAGACUCGCAGUCGUGAUGCAACUCUUUCUCGACACAAGGGCAUUAACAUCACCGAGUUAGCUCUUCAUACAAAGAUAGCUGUGAGUCCUUCAGGAGUGCUGUGACGUGGCAAAUGGCAAGGCAAUGAGAUUGUUGCCAAGAUACUGGCUCUCAGAGACUGCUCUCCUAGAGUGUGUAGAGAUUUUAAUGACGAGUUUCCACGAUUGAGAAUUUUCUCGCAUCCAAAUGUUCUUCCUGUUGUUGGAUGCUGUAACCAUCCACCAAAUCUGGUGGUGAUCACUCAGUACCUGCCAUAUGGAUCCCUCUUCACACUACUCCACCAAGAUAGUGGUAUAGCGGUUGACACUGCUCAGGCUCUCAAGUUUGCCCUUGACAUUGCUCGUGGAAUGUACUUCAUCCACUCACUGGAGAAGCUGGUUCCUAAUUUGUAUUUGUCGUCCAAACAUGUUAUGAUUGAUGAUGAUCUCACAGCUCGAAUCAGCAUGGCAGAUGCCAAGCUUUCAUUCCAGGAGCGGGGCAAACUGUAUUCCCCACAGUGGUUCUCCCCAGAAGCUCUUCAGAAGAAACCUAAAGAGCUCAAUGUGAAAGCAGCAGACAUGUGGAGCUUUGCCGUCACGUUAUGGGAGAUGGCUACACGUGAAGUUCCCUUUGCUGAUCUCACACAAAUGGAGGCUGACAUGAAGAUUGCACUGGAGGGUCUUCGUGUCAGUGUUCCGCCAGGAAUCUCUCCUCAUAUAUCAAAUCUGGUUAGUACCUGCAUGAAUGAGGACCCAGGCAAGCUACCAUCCUUUGAUAUGAUUCUCCCAAUUCUGGAAAAGAUGUGUUCACAGUAGAGUACUCUAGGAUGGAGGAUUACUAAGGUAAUGACACACUUCAUGUAUUGUUUUGAAAAAUAUGAAGUAUUGUGCAAAGGACAUUUAAAUUUAUUUUUAAUAAAUUUAUUUAGGGUACACUUAACUAU
Messenger RNA from Cherax quadricarinatus, 1516 nucleotides. The record is from RefSeq and is a predicted model, not a curated record. NCBI's taxonomy places the organism in Eukaryota, Metazoa, Arthropoda, Malacostraca, Decapoda, Parastacidae.